Molecule: messenger RNA, 1071 nt
Organism: Schistosoma spindalis
Lineage: Eukaryota; Metazoa; Platyhelminthes; Trematoda; Strigeidida; Schistosomatidae
Source: the annotation of a GenBank genome assembly
GUUUGACCUUCAAGUGCUCGCAACCUCCGAUAGUGGACGAAACCCCUGAACGUACCUGCUGUUAAGGCAGAUUGUGUCUUUAGCACUCAUGUUUUCUCUUAAACCAAUAAGACUGGCUUAUGCUUUCACUAGCUAUCGUCAUUCAUAUUAUAGUAUGCUUCCAACUAGUCCAAGGAAACGACGUACGUGGGUCACUUAUUCCUUGUUGGUCCUUCCAGCUACUGCAUUCGCUUUAGGAUAUUGGCAGAUACAUAGAAGAAGGUGGAAAAUUGAUUUGAUUGAAAAAAUAAACGCAAGAAUUCCCGCUAAGCCUAUUCAAUUGCCUGAGAACGUUGACUCUAGCAUUCAACUUCCUGAGUUCACUCAUAUCUCAGUUCGAGGUUGUUUUGAUCAUUCACGAGAAGCAGUAAUUGGACCACGCUCAUUAAUUGAAGAUUUUAUACCUUCUAAAGGCUAUGGGAGCGAAUGGGUAGUGAGAUCACCAACCAAGUUUAUGCAGACAAAUAUGGCUCGUCCAUCUACUCAUGGUUAUUUUAUCGUAACACCAUUUUUCUUAGAAGAUAGACCUGGAACCUCCAUAUUAGUAAACCGUGGAUGGGUCCCAUAUGGUGCACGUGAUCCUACCAUUCGACCUAAUGGCCAGGUCAAGGGUAUCGUAAAACUGUCAGGUUAUGUACGGUAUCAAGAAAAGGCACCAAUUCGUAUAUUUGGUUCAAAGAUUGAGCCUCUUACUUGUUUCGAUUAUGAAAAUCAAAAUCCACAUAUUCGUUAUCCUUGUCGACAAAUUGAUCAAAUGUCUAGCGAUUUGAAAACGUUACCGAUUUUCCUUGAUGCUGAUUAUGAGUCUAGUACUGUCGGUGGACCAAUCGGUGGACAAACUCGAGUUGUUUUACGAAAUGAACAUGCAUCGUAUAUCUUUACUUGGUUCUCAUUGGGCACCAUCGGUCUGGGAAUGUGGAUAUACUUUUUCAUUUUUUAACUGGACAAAUAAAAGAAAAAAAGAAUUAUUUUGUACAUACGAAUAUAGUUUAGUUAUCCAGACAAGACAAUCCACUCGUCUUCCUAUCCCUA